GUCUUUGAAUGUGGAUCAACAACAAGCGUUUGAUGUCGUUUUGAAAGGUCAUAAUGCUUUUGUGACUGGCAAAGCUGGCGCAGGGAAAACGUUUUUGUUGUCACAUAUUUAUGACUUUCUUAAAGCGAGCAAAAAAAUUUUUGUCACAUGCACUACAGGAAUUGCGUGCAAGAAUCUUCCAAGUUACUUUCAACCAACAACAUUACAUUCAUUCGCCGGCAUUAAAGAAUGCAGAAGUUCAUCUUACACGCUACUAGAGCAAGUAAAACGUAACAGCGACGCUAUUGAACGAUGGAAAAAUGUUGAUGUCCAGAUUAUUGACGAGGUUUCUAUGUUGAGCAAGAAGGUAUUUGACUCAAUUGAAUUUAUAGGAAGAAAAUUACGAGAAAACACGUAUCAUUUUGGUGGAAUUCAGCUCAUAGCAUCUGGAGAAUUUUACCAGCUCCCUCCGGUACCAAACCCAAUGAAUGACGACGCAGGAGGUUUUGCUUUUACGAGUUGCGUGUGGGACAAAGUAUUCCCUCAUAAUUUUAUUAUGGAUAAAAUAGAGAGACAGCAUGAUGACGAAUUUAUUUCAUUUCUAAAUGAAAUAAGAAUUGGUCGCUGCAGCUCUAAAAGCAGAGAAUUUGCAAAAACAAUGGCAAGGCCUGUUGAUCCAAAAAGCUUUGGGGUAGACCAUGUUGUUAGAAUAUAUCAACUCAAUGACGAUGUUGAUUAUUAUAACUUUGAGAAAUUGGAAACUCUUCCUGGUGAAAU
This is a messenger RNA of Paramuricea clavata, 756 nucleotides long. The record is from the annotation of a GenBank genome assembly. Lineage: Eukaryota; Metazoa; Cnidaria; Anthozoa; Malacalcyonacea; Plexauridae.